AGGUUUUUGUUGUUGUUGUUUUCCCCCGGACCCGCCAUGGAGGUGGCGCUCUUGGCGGGGAAGACCCUAGAGCUCAACCCCGAGCCGCGCCUGCACCCGGACCCAGAAUGGAGCCCUCCGGGAGAAGGCUGUAUUCUCAGCCCCAGAGACUCCGCGCCCGGGCCGAGCCGAGCCGUCCUUUCCCUAAGCAGCCUCCCCCUGGGCUUAGCCCUGGGCCCCUCACUCGCGAGGACACAGCGCAUGGGGAUCUGGUGUGUUGGGGAGCCCCUGCAGCCCGGACUGCACUGGGGGCCGCUGCAAGAGAGCUCUGCUUCUGUGGAGAAGGCCGAGGGAGUGCAACCACGGCUGGAGGAGGACCUGUCACUUGGCCCAGGGGAAGCCAUGUUUGCCUGCGAGCACAGCUCAGGCUGGACCGGCUUGGUGCAGCGAGGCAGGCUGGAGAGUGAGGGAAAUGUGGCCCCAGUCCGCAUCAACAAGAGGCUCCACCUGCAGGUACACGAGGUCGUGCUGCCAGGCUCUGAGCUGCUGCUGUGGCCCUGGGCUUCUCCAGAGGGCCCCAGCCCCUUACAGCCUGGGCUGGAGGAAGAGAAGGCUAUGGUGGCAGUGGCAGAAGUGGAAUCUGCUGUACAACAGGAAGUGGCCUCACCCAGGAAGGCUGCAGCAGAGGGUUCCACAAGUAUGUUUCAAAUGAACGCCCGCUCCCCAGGUAAGCUUGGGUGGAGAGAUCCUGGACGCCUGUUACCCCCCAGUGUCCAGGUAGAGAGUACGCUGAGCCUCGGUCCUAUGCCCCAAACCCAGGAUCAGGGUUCCCAGGAGAGGUGGCUCCCUGGCCCGCUGCUUCCAGGUGACCGGGUGGAUGAGGAGGCCCCGCCCCAGGCACAGACGCCCCCGGAACCUCAGGACCCCGAGAGCUGUGACGUCGCUUUGCCAGAGCGCUCCCAGCUGCCGGCCUUCCCGGAUGAGAAAUGUCCUGUGUCCGGUGAUCAGUGCCCACCGCGAGCCAGGCCCUCAGAGCCUGUGGCCCAACGCCCUGGCUCCCCUGGUCUACGGGGCCCCCCGGGCUCACCAGCAAGCUCCCCGCAGCGGGGACGCCGGUACCGGUGCGCGGAGUGCGGCAAGGCCUUCCUGCAGGCGUGUCACCUGAGGAAGCACGCGUUCGUGCACACGGGCCACAAGCCCUUCCUGUGCCCCGAGUGCGGGAAGGGCUACAGCUCCGAGGAAAGCUUCAAAGCCCACGUGUUGGGCCACCGCGGAGUGCGGCCCUUCCCCUGCCCGCAGUGCAGCAAGGCCUAUGGCACACAGCGCGACCUCCGAGAGCACCAGGUGGUCCACUCGGGCGCCCGGCCCUUCGUGUGUGACCAGUCAGAGCUCCUGCAGCCUGAGCUCGGGCUGGCGGCCGCGCCCCCGGCAGUUUCCAGGGAGCCAGAACCCAGCCCAGGCCCGGUGCUGAUCCAUAAGGACUUGGGCUUUGGUCCCUGGGGGGAGGUGGUAGCACUAGAGACGGGCCCCUGA
Messenger RNA from Fukomys damarensis (Damara mole-rat), 1512 nucleotides. RefSeq names its product zinc finger protein 408 (gene Znf408). Lineage: Eukaryota; Metazoa; Chordata; Mammalia; Rodentia; Bathyergidae. The record is from RefSeq and is a predicted model, not a curated record. The coding region runs from base 37 to 1512 and encodes 491 amino acids. Gene Ontology annotation, cellular component: nucleus. The transcript has 7 exons.